Molecule: messenger RNA, 669 nt
Organism: Mycena indigotica
Lineage: Eukaryota; Fungi; Basidiomycota; Agaricomycetes; Agaricales; Mycenaceae
Exons: 3
Coding region: 1-669 (222 amino acids)
Source: RefSeq, a predicted model, not a curated record
AUGGUACUCGAAACUCUUAAAAACGAGAAACUGAAGGAUUUCGACAAAAAGCGCGAGAUUGAAGAGAUUCUUUCAGUCAGUGUGAACAACGAACAAUUCUCGCAGCUUGUUAGCCUUUCGAAAAAAAUUACCGACUACGGCGCCGAAGAUGAGACCUCGGGGGACCCCGACGUCAAAAAUAUGGAACUGGAUGACGAGGUUGGAGUUGCGGUUGUGUUCGAUGAGAAGGAGGAGCAGGACGAUGACGAAGAAGAAUGGUUCGACAUUGGAGAUGACUUCCAACAACAAAAAUCUACUCUGACCCAGUCACCGCUGCCGAGAAAACAACCUCCGUUCUCGAUCCUCGACUCCGAGUCAAGUUUGCGCGACUGCGAGAACCAACUGAUUGAGCUCUUCGAAUAUCAAAGCUUCCAUAUCACAACCAGAUUCCUCAAAAAUCGCGAUGUCAUUGUCUGGUGCACAAAGCUCAUGCGAAGUAAUGCUGAUGAGCGGGUUAACGUGGAGGUUGCGAUGAGGGAAAGGGGCGCUGGCAAAUCCAAGCCGUCCGAUGCUAUGGACGUCGAUGAACAGAAACACGACGUGCCCAAGACCGCCACUCUAGCCCCUCGAAACGGACCGUGGAUUCGGUACCCAUUGCGAGCAUUCCUACUUGGGCUCAACCCGCUUUGA